This is a messenger RNA of Lagenorhynchus albirostris (white-beaked dolphin), 1048 nucleotides long. It is a transcript of the gene SPCS1, whose product is annotated as signal peptidase complex subunit 1. Lineage: Eukaryota; Metazoa; Chordata; Mammalia; Artiodactyla; Delphinidae. Gene Ontology annotation, cellular component: endoplasmic reticulum membrane; signal peptidase complex. Gene Ontology annotation, biological process: protein targeting to ER. The transcript has 4 exons. The record is from RefSeq and is a predicted model, not a curated record. The coding region runs from base 371 to 679 and encodes 102 amino acids.
GUUAAGCCGCGAAGGCACAGCCAAGUACAGUUUGGCGGACCUGGACCGCGGCCCUCGGCACCCAACAGCACUGACGGCGAACCCUUCACGGGCGCGUGAUGCCUCGGCUCGGCCGCCACCGUCAGCAUCUCGGCCCUUGCAGAGAGGGCGCCGGCCUACAGCCAGCUCCGAAAGCGCGGGUCGCCUAGCGAGGGCACGGGGAGGGGCCUCGGGCCGACCGGGUUUGUGGGAGACAUCCGCUUCCGGGGCCGCGGCCAUCGCGACCCUCGGCUCGACAGGACAGUAGAGCUGUACGCAGGAGCUGACUCCGGCCCCUACUGUCCCUGAGUCCCGGCCGCCUUCGCUCCGCCGCCCGCCUCCUGAGCCAGUCAUGUUGGAGUAUCUGAGUUCCCUGCCCACGCAAAUGGAUUACAAGGGCCAGAAGCUAGCUGAACAGAUGUUUCAGGGAAUUAUUCUUUUUUCUGCAAUAGUUGGAUUUAUCUACGGGUACGUGGCUGAACAGUUCGGGUGGACUGUCUAUAUAGUUAUGGCGGGAUUUGCUUUUUCGUGUUUGCUGACACUUCCUCCGUGGCCCAUUUAUCGCCGGCACCCCCUCAAGUGGUUACCUGUUCAAGACUCAGGCACAGAAGACAAGAAACCAGGGGAAAGAAAAAUUAAGAGGCAUGCUAAAAAUAAUUGAUUGGGGUUUUCAUGAUUGAGCUUUACUACUGCACCUGCUUUUGUUUCGUGUGACAUGAGCUAAAUUGUUUUCAUAUCCAAAACAUGAGCUAAAAACACCUAUGCUCAGCUGUGUACAGAUUUUGUUCUCUCUAUAUUUCACUUUUAUGUUGGGUUUUGAUUUAUAAAUAUUUUAGACCUCUCUUCACAAUCUUCCUCUGAAAUGGAGAACAGAAAACACAAGUAUGCAAAGUUUCUUUCAGGUCUACAAAAUAAUGAAGAAUAAAAGCCUCAUAAAUGAUAGUACAGUUUAACUAUCGAAGUUUUAUAAUUCAUUAUGAGUCAUCAGGCUGUUUUAAUGUUUUCAAAUAAAACUCACAGUGCAACUCAA